This is a messenger RNA of Eruca vesicaria subsp. sativa (arugula), 1139 nucleotides long. NCBI's taxonomy places the organism in Eukaryota, Viridiplantae, Streptophyta, Magnoliopsida, Brassicales, Brassicaceae. The record is from the annotation of a GenBank genome assembly.
CUUUUUCCCUUCUCUCUCUCUCUUUCUCUUUCUCUGCUCUCGUCUACAGUGCCCAUCCGCUAACACCUGCUUUUUCGCUGUCCUAUGAAUUUGAUAUUGGUCUGAAAUUCUCCUUUGCCGUCUUCAAUCGCCACUUGCCGCGCCAACCCUCGUCUCGAAUCAAAAUAAGCUGAAAUGAAUGGAGAUAGACCAGAUUCUCAUUACACGGAGACGGGAUUCCCGUAUGCUGCUUCUUCUGCUAGUUACAUGGAGUUUUAUGGUGGUGGUUCGGCUCAGGAGCCCCUAAACUAUGCUCAUCCCGGAACAAUGCAUCAUCAUCCUCAGGACAGCCUGUACUGGUCCAUGAACACAACGAAUGCAUACAAGUUUGGAUAUUCAGGAUCAGAUAAUGCUUCUUCUUUCUAUGGUUCUUAUGACCUCAACGAUCAUUUAUCCAGAAUGUCUAUCGGGAGAACCAAUUGGGAGUACCUUCCAAUGGUGAAUGUUGAUGAGUCUCUUGUCCAAAUCGGGCACACGGAUGAUCACUCUGACACUGAAGAAUGCAUCGCAAUUGAACAUGAUCCCGAGAGUCCUCAGUUAUCCUGGCAAGACGACAUUGAUCCCGAUACAAUGACCUAUGAGGAAUUAAUAGAGCUUGGGGAAGCGGUAGGAUCAGAAAGCCGAGGGCUAUCUCAGGAACUCAUAGAAACGCUUCCCACCAGAAAAUAUAAGUUGGGGAGCUUCUUCUCCAGGAAAAGAGCAGGGGAAAGGUGUGUGAUAUGCCAACUCAAGUACAAGAUUGGGGAGAAGCAGAUGAAUCUUCCAUGCAAGCACGUGUAUCACUCCGAAUGCAUAUCUAAGUGGCUGAGCAUCAACAAGAUUUGCCCGGUCUGUAACAGCGAGGUCUUUGGGGAGCCCAGCAUCCAUUGAUUUUCUCCACUAAGUAAUUGUUUUAGUGUAGUCAGCAGAAAAAAUUAGUCUAAAAGAAGAUGUCACACACUACUAUACUACUCUCUCAUGUUCAGUCCUCUCUGUACAUGUAAUUUUUCAUUCUACUUCCAUUUUCGUUUAUGUGUUUUAACACUCGUACUGUAUACUGAAUGCUAGCUAAAUCCAUAUACGGUGAUGGUCCUAAUCCUUAAGUUUCUACUUCAGUUCUC